AUGGUGCCCGUGAUCCUGGCUGCCCUCGUGUUGGGGGCACUAGCCCUGCCGCCACAACCUUCUCGCUUGCAAGUUUCACCAAGUAGUAGGAGUUACAACGGUGGUAGCUACAUCGUCUCUUCCAACGAUAUCGUGGAUGGAUCAGCUUCAUCCUACUCAGGCAACAGUUACAACACCGACUACUCCAGCAGUUACACCAGUAACUACGGUACCGACAACAGCGACUACUCCAGCAGGUACACCAGUAGCUAUGGCAACGACAACAGUGACAUCAUCACAGGUCAGCCCUACAGUUAUUCCCAGGACAGGUAUCAUCCCACUACCUACGAGGAGGACUCACACAAGGGAGAGAUAGUGUUACCUUCGCUGAACUCUGACAGCAGACCCUCAGCGACACAGGACACCGUGGUUAGUGCUAGUGAUCUUCAGGACAGUUAUCUACAGUCCACUGAUAGUUUCGGGCCUGAACAAGUCGCUCAGGGUAGUGACUCGUUUGGAACUCAGCUGGACUCGUUUUCCUCUGCUUCUGAUCAAAUCCCUAAACCCUCCAACCAAUAUCUCCCGGCACCCACGCCUCCUCCACCUCCUCCUGAGCCAGAACCAGAGGAGCAGAAGACAGUCCAAGAGUACACCUACUAUUACCUGGGUCCAAAACUGUGGAUUUUCCCCAUUUUCUUCCUUAUCUACAUUACCAUCUACAUCGGAGUUUUGAUACUGCGGGCGGUCUACAAGCACAAGAUCCUGUUUCCAGAGCAACUUUACAACGCCUCCACCACGGUUCUCGCCAGAAAGGCAGCUGAUGACUUGGACCAUUUGACCGCAUACGUCACCAAGCAGUUGGCGGCGGCAGCGCUCAAGUAUCUAAGACGUCGUGCUGUUGCCGCUCUUGCCGGCGACAAGACAGUGAUGUUUCCAGUGUUGCUGGCCGCUUUCGUGCUCUCAUCUGGAGCAACUGGACUCUCCAGCACAGAAGAGGCGCUAAAAGGAAGAAGCUACAGCAACGACGGUUACAGAGCAAACAACUUUGCAGUCCCUUCACCACCACCAGUGCCAGGUACUCGGUCACUCUACAGUAACCCAUAUUUAACCAAUGGAUACAACGGGGGAGACACGAGUUUCCAAAACAGAGACAGCAACUCUUACAGAGACUCCAGCAUGUACGACAGAAAUUCCAACCCUUACGUCAGCGACUACCGUACAACGAAUAAUGAGGGGUACUUUCAACCCCAGUCCAAAAAUACCUACAGCUUUGCUCAGGAUAGAUUUCACCCCACCACAUUCGACGUUGACUCGCACAAAGGGGAGAUAAUCCUUCCGCCACUGGACACUGACAACGUGGUCCAGGAUACCGUAGGUAGUUCUAGUGACGUGCAGAGCUUCUUCCUUCGGCCCAGCAACAACUUCUUGACUCAACCAGUUGGCCAGGGCAGCGACGUUUCCACCGUACAGGACCCAUCGCCUUCAUCAUCAGUGCAAGAACAACAGUUCGCGUACCAAAUUCCCUUACCUAACUACGACUACCAGCCACCUCCGCCAGCGCAAACACCUUACUACUACUACCAACCCCCAUCCCCUCCCUCCAACCUGUACCUGCCAGAACCUUCCCCUCCACCUCCACCACCACCACCUCCAGAAGAUGAGAGAGAAGUCAACUACACCUACUACUACCUCGGGCCUAAGUUGUGGUACAUCCCUCUGCUCUUCAGUGUCUACUAUGUUAUCUACGUCGGAGCUCUGAUUGUCAAGUCUAUCGCCCGACACAAACUCCUGUUCCCCAUCAAUAUAAACAAUGCCGCCAGCUCUCUGGCUGGGCGACGUGGGAGGGACCUGGAGGAGAUUACGGCAAGAGUCACAAGAGCUUUGGCGACGGCAGCGCUCAAGUACCUUCGACAAACGAACAUUUCAAAAGUUGCCGAAAAGACAAAACAUAAUACAUAGACAUUCUAAAAAGGGACAAUCAGGUCAUCUAAUAAUAACGCUUUUUUACAAUAAUUCUUGUAAGUGUAAUUUCAUUAUUGUUCAAUUAAUACUAACACGUAUCACACUCAAACAGUUCAACGGUAAUCGUAAACACUGUCAUAGUUUCGAUUUCAAAUAGGUCAUAAUCUGGAAUCGAGAAGUACUAAAACGAGGAUAAUCCACAUUUUUUUUUUUUUUAAUUCACAAAAACAGAACA
Messenger RNA from Homalodisca vitripennis (glassy-winged sharpshooter), 2176 nucleotides. RefSeq lists its product as uncharacterized. Lineage: Eukaryota; Metazoa; Arthropoda; Insecta; Hemiptera; Cicadellidae. Gene Ontology annotation, biological process: actin filament polymerization. Gene Ontology annotation, molecular function: actin binding; microtubule binding. Bases 1 to 1938 code for a protein of 645 amino acids. The transcript has 5 exons. The record is from RefSeq and is a predicted model, not a curated record. Gene Ontology annotation, cellular component: cytoplasm; actin filament.